CUACAUAACCCUACAAUGCGAAAAUACCGAGCGGAAGCAAAAAUACAGCAAAAAUUUAGAUAUUGUCGCAAAACUUAAAUAAAAAUUAAAAAUAUCAAUAUAUAACGGUGUAAUCAUUUGCAAUCCAUUGCCGGAUGCCUUUUCAAAAUGGCGCACAGUGAAAAUUUUCAAUUAAACACAUUUCGCAGCUAUGUUUCAAUACUGGCCGAUAGCAAGGCGACGGAUGACAAAAAACUGAAAGCAGCCCAGGAAUUGAGUGAACAUUUUGAGGUAGUUGUCCAGAGUUCAUCGUAUCCAUCGUUUCUGGAGCAUUCGCUUAAGGCGUUUAUGCAUUUCCUGCAAGAUGGUGAGCCGCAGUUCAUACAAGAGUAUCAAGCUCAUCAGGUACGAAAAUUAAUUCUGGAAAUGAUACAUCGCCUGCCGAUCACCGAAAAUCUACGCCAACAUGUCAAGUCCAUAAUAUCGCUGAUGUUAAACAUCCUUCAAAUCGAUAAUGAAGAAAAUGUCCUGGUCUGCCUGCGCAUUAUCAUUGAAUUGCACAAAAGUUUUCGACCAUCAUUCAAUAAUGAGGUCCAACAGUUUUUGGCAUUGGUGAAGAAAAUCUACACAGAACUGCCCAAUCAUAUGAAUAAAAUUUUCGAGCCCACACAACAGAUAAAAAUCAAAGAACUCAAGGAGUUAAACAUGGAACAAUUGUUAUCAGAAACCUAUGUCAUUAAGACCAUACAUUUGGAAAAUCCCACAGAACCGGUUACCUAUCAAAUGUAUAACCUUUUGCCGCGAGGCAUGUUAUCUCUGAGGGUAUUACAAGAAUUGCCCAUUAUUGUGGUGUUAAUGUAUCAAAUCUACAAGAAUGCCGUACAUCAAGAAGUCUCAGAAUUUAUACCAUUGAUAAUGACCACCAUCAAUUUACAACCCUCAGCAGUACAUAGAAAUUCCCAAUUUUUCAACAAGGAAAUCUUCAUCGAUUUCAUGUAUGCCCAGAUCAAAACCCUCUCCUUUUUGGCCUACAUUGUAAGACUGUUCCAAGAGAACACCAUGAAUCAUUCAGCUUUGGUGACAAGUGGCAUAUUAAGCCUUAUGCAUUUGUGUCCCAAAGAAGCAGCCCAUCUGCGAAAGGAACUUUUGAUUGCCACAAGGCAUAUCUUUGCCACGGAUCUAAGACAAAAAUUCAUUCCCUCCAUUGAACGUUUGUUCGAUGAGGAUUUAUUGAUUGGCAAGGGGGUAACCUUGGACUCGAUACGUCCCUUGGCCUAUUCCACAUUGGCUGAUUUGGCCCAUCAUUUAAGGCAAAGUUUAAGUCUUGAUGUCUUGGAGAAGGCCAUUAAGUUGUUUUCCAAAAAUGUUCAUGACGAAUCGCUGGCCACCAGCAUACAGACCAUGUCAUGCAAACUCUUACUCAAUUUGGUAGACUGUGUAAGGCAACACAGUGAAAUGGAUCCUCUGAAGGCAAGGAAUUUACUAACAACCUUGCUAAAGGUAUUUGUCUACAAAUUCCAAACAAUUGCCAAAAUAACAUUGCCCACAAUAACCCAGAGAUUGAAAGCCCAGUCUGCCUCAGGCACAUCACCAGCUUCGAAUGCAACUGGUUUGGAGGGCAAGGAAACAGCAGCAAUUAUGGAUACUAAUGCAGAUUCAAUUGCCAAAAAUCAAUUGACGGGAAAUCAAAUGCUAUGCUCGCUAAAUAUUGUUGAAUAUCGCAGCCUGGUAAAAACAUUGGUGGGCGGUGUUAAAACCAUAACCUGGGGUUUUGUUAGCUCCAAGUCCCCCUCCGUUGAUGUUACCAAAAUAAAACAGGAGAAAAUAUUUCAACCCUACGAGGUUAGCAUCUACAUUGAUUUGGUGCACUGGGCCAUGGAGGCUUUAGAUAUUUAUUCCAUAAAUGCCGCAAAUCAAUUGAAAACAUCUGGUAAUAUGCCACGCACAAAGGAGGAGAAGGAAGUUCUGGAACAUUUUAGUGGCAUUUUCCUCAUGAUGCAUCCACAAAAUUUCCAAGAAGUAUUUGCCACAACCAUUGAUUUUAUGGUCGAACGUAUACACAAAAAUCCCUCACUGCAAAUUGUGGCCAAUUCAUUUUUGGCCAAUCCCCAGACUUCGCCAUUAUUUGCCACCAUACUGGUCGAAUAUCUAUUGGGUAAAAUGCAUGAAAUGGGUACAAAUGUGGAAAGAUCCAAUCUGUAUCUGAGGCUUUUUAAAUUGGUAUUUGGCAGUGUUAGUCUUUUUCCCGUGGAAAAUGAACAAAUGCUGAAACCCCAUCUCCAUAGUAUUGUUAAUCAAUCAAUGGAAUUGGCCUUGACGGCCGAAGAACCCUACAACUAUUUCCUUCUGCUUCGAGCCCUAUUUCGUUCGAUUGGAGGUGGUUCACAUGAUUUGUUGUAUCAAGAAUUUUUGCCACUUUUACCAAAUCUUUUGGAGGGUUUAAAUCGCCUGCAAAGUGGUUUCCACAAACAACACAUGAAAGAUCUUUUUGUGGAGCUGUGUCUUACGGUGCCGGUGAGGCUGUCUUCACUUUUGCCCUAUUUGCCAAUGUUAAUGGAUCCAUUGGUAUCGGCCUUAAAUGGUUCAGCAACCUUGGUUAGCCAGGGUCUCCGUACCUUGGAAUUAUGUGUGGAUAAUUUGCAACCCGAUUUCCUCUAUGACCACAUACAACCGGUGAGAGCUGCCCUCAUGCAAGCCUUGUGGAAAACGCUACGCAAUCAAGAUAAUGCUGCCUUGGUGGCAUUCCGUGUCUUGGGGAAAUUUGGUGGUGGUAAUCGUAAAAUGAUGACCGAACCGCAAUGUAUCCAGUACACAAAUAGCGAAAUCCAGCCCACAUCUGUUGUGGCCUAUUUCCAAGAACAUGAAAAACCCAUUGAUUUUCCCAUAGACAAAGCCAUUGAGACGGCCUUCAAUGCUCUCAGCUCCAAUGCCACGGAUUCAUUUUAUAGGCGACAAAGUUGGGAGGUAAUACGUUGUUAUUUGGCUGCCUCCAUAAAUCUGGACGACGAAAAACACACUCUACAGAAAUUCUUUUUACAUCCCAGCUUCUUGGAGAAUAACAUUGUCAAUGUGCCGGUAAAUCAAAAUAAAAUCGAAGACUAUCAGGCACGCAAGACCCUACAGAAUGCCUUAAUGGGAAUGUUUGUGGCCUCGGCCACCAAAGAUUUGAGGGAAUUUGUUUUUCCCAUAAUGGUGGCAAUUGCCAGACAUUUUACCAUGAUUGCCAUUGCCCAACAGGCCGGUCCGUUUCCGGUGAAACAAUAUUAUUCCUUGAAUGGCAUAGAUCCUUUGGUCUUGGUAGAUGCCCUGGCCAUUUGUAUGGGCCAUGAAGAGAAGGAAUUGUGUAAACCGGGACAACUUUGUAUGGGUUUGAUAUUGGACACGGCCGCAAAUAUUUUGGGCAGCAAGGAACGAGCCUGUCGCCUGCCCUUAAUGCAAUACUUGGCCGAGAAAAUGACUGCUUUGUGUUAUGAAAGGCCUUGGUACGCCAAGGUGGGCGGCUGCAAGGCCAUACAAUUCUUGUAUCAACAUUUCUCGCCCCGUUCCCUGUAUCAGCAUUUGUUCUCCUUUGUAAAGGCAUUUAUGUUUGUGCUAAUGGAUUUGGAGGGAGAGGUAUCGAAUGGAGCCAUCUACAUUGCCAAAACAAAUUUGCGUUCUCUGCUAGAUCUGUGUAUGGCACCCAAGGAACUCGAAACCAGCGAGGAAAUUACCGUCAUACGAACCAAGGCCACAUAUGAUGUGGUCCAUGAGUUGUGUAGGCAAGUGACCAGUCCCAAUGCCUUGGUACGGCAAGAAUCCAUGGCUUCGCUGAAAUAUGUUGCCCAGCUGCAAAAUCGAACCGUGUCCGAAGUAAUGGAUCCCCACAAAGAGGUAUUAGCGGAUAUUAUUCCGCCUAAGAAACAUUUGCUGCGUCAUCAACCGGUUAAUGCCCAAAUUGGUCUGAUGGAAGGCAAUACAUUUUGUACCACCCUGGAGCCCAGACUUUUUACCAUAGAUCUGAACAAUAACUACCACAAACUAUUCUUCCAUGAACUGUUAACCUUAUCCGAGGCUGAGGAUUCAACGCUCAUGAAAUUGGAUUGUUAUAAGAAUGUCACCAAUCUGGUGCCACUGCGGAUAAGUGCCCUAAAGGCCUUGGCCGCCUGCCAUUACAUUACCGACAGUCAACACAAAGAUAAAAUCAUAAAUAUCCUCUUCAAGUUGAUGGACCACAAGAAACCGGAACUGCAGGAGGCAGCCUUCCAGUGUAUGAAACGUUUCAAUGCUGGCAUACAUAUCGACAAAAUGGAGUUGAACAAUUACAUGCGUCCGCUGCUAAUGAUAUUGGGCGAUUACCGGAAUCUAACACUCACCGCCACAAAGAGAUUGUCGUAUUUUACCCAGCUUUUCCCUCACAUGUUCAAGGAGAAGUUCAGUGAGCAGAUACUUGAACUGUGUCGCAAUCUGCUGGAAAUGUCUGUGCAGAUCUGUAAACAAGGCCAACAGGGUGGUAAUUUCUUUGCUGCCAUACGAGGAGGAGAAUACGAACAAAAGGGAGUAUGCCUCAUUGAAAUGUUCCACCAGAUAACAGCAGCCACACCGAAAUACAUCGAGAAUCUCUGUCAAUUGGUUCUGCAAACGGAAAAGAAUCUAAUGAUCGAAUCAUCAUCACCCUAUCGGGCUCCUUUGCUGAAAUUUCUUUUACGUUUCCCCCAACAAACGGUGGAUUAUUUCCUAUCCGAUGUCUACAUUGUGGAUGCCCAGUGGAAUCGUUUCUUUAUCUAUCUGCUGAAGCACAAAGAUGGCAAACCCUUCCAUGCUGCCCUCAAGACAGCGAAAUGUAUUAAGGCCUUGAUACGUUUGAUAAGCUGUGGACAAAUCGACAGUUCCAUCAUGAAUGAUGAACAAAAACAAGAGGUCCAAGAGCAGGCCAUUAAAAUUGUCUACACAGUCAUGGAAUGUGAUGACCAAUGGAUUGCCGUCCAAACCGAUCUAAUCAAUUGCCUGAAACAACUGUGGCAAUACAACCUGAGCAACAGCUGCCAGGAGAAUGUCAUUAGCUAUAAAUGGCAUUUGGUGGGAAAGAUUCUGUUGAAAUAUUUCUCACACAAUACCAAUGAAAUUGAAUUGCUGUUCCAGCUGUCACGAGCUCUGUGCUUGCAUUUCAUUCCCGAUUUUUAUUUCCUGCGAGAUUUUCUACAAAACACCGUGGCCCAGAGUUAUACGGUCUACUGGAAACGUCAGGCAUUCUUUUAUUUCAUUGAAAAUUUCAACAAUGCCUCGCUGUCGGAAGAGCUGAAGGCUAAGAUAAUUACCUCGAUUUUGAUACCCUGCUUUGUGGCCAGUUUCGACAAGGGUGAGGGCAAUAAACUGAUUGGUGCACCACCCACUCAAUUCCAGGAAGAUGAAACAAAUAUUGUUUCCGUUUUCAUCAAUAGCAAAGUAUUUGAUCCCGAAAAGCCCUAUGCCAAGGAUGAUGCGGUGCGCAUUGCUUUGCUGCAGUUUGCCUGUCUGCUGGUGGAAAGGGCCUCCCAGCACAUACAUGAUGGCGAUGCCAAUAAUCGCAUACAGGGCAACAAGUUGCGCCGGCUCAUGACCUUUGCCUGGCCAUGUUUGUUGAGUAAAAAUUCUGUCGAUCCCACAGCCCGCUAUCAUGGCCAUUUGCUGCUGGCCCAUAUCAUUGCGCGCCUGGCUAUACACAAGAAAAUUGUACUACAAGUUUUCCAUUCGCUGCUCAAGGGUCAUGCCUUAGAGGCUCGGCCAGUUGUACGACAAGCUUUGGAUGUCUUAACACCAGCCAUGCCACUGCGCAUGGAAGAUGGCAACACCAUGCUUACCCAUUGGACAAAGAAAAUCAUUGUGGAAGAGGGUCACUCUAUGCAACAGCUAUUUCAUAUUUUGCAACUAAUUGUUCGGCACUAUAAAGUCUAUUUUCCGGUGCGUCAUCAAUUGGUUACACAUCUGGUGAAUUAUAUGCAACGUUUGGGUUUCCCACCCAAUGCUUCGUUGGAACAUAAAAAGUUAUCGGUUGAACUGGCCGAUGUCAUUAUCAAAUGGGAGCUGCAACGUAUCAAAGAGGAUGAAACGGAGAGCAAACUCAAUGCCAAUAUGGAUGAUGAAAUGGAUGAUAAGACGGCAGUGAAACGCAGUACCGGUGAUGAUUUUGCCGAAUCACAUCGUAAGAAAUUGAAUACCGAGGCUGCGGUGGUGGCCAGAACAAGUACUUCUGCGGCCUCGAUAAGCUCGAAAAUGGAUGAAAGCAGCCGUUCCAUUGGUAAAGUCCACUGUGAUACGGUGUUGAAUUUCCUCAUUCGUUUGGCAUGCCAAGUCAAUGACAAUCAGCCGAGUAUUUUGAAUUCGGGAGAUAAUUUAUCAAGAAGAUGUAUAAUUCUAUUGAAAACAGCCAUGCGUCCGGAUGUUUGGCCCCAGCCAUUUGAAUUGAAACUGAAUUGGAUGGAUAAAAUAUUCACCACCAUUGAAUCGCCACACACAAAUAUCAACAACAUCUGUACAGCGCUGGACUUUUUGACAUUCCUCAGUACGAUUAUGAAACCGGAACAACUGUUGGCCAUCAUAAGGCCCAUACAAAAGGGCCUCUCCGCCUGUAUCAUACAUCAAAAUACGAAAAUUGUUCGCCUAAUGCAUGGCUUGAUAACCCGCCUGAUGACCAUAUUUCCACCCGAUGCUCAGCAUAAAAAUGAAGAUCUGGAUAUUUUGUAUAGCGCGAUUAGUAAAAUGAUUGCGGACAAUUUGAAUUUCUACGAGAAGAGUCCGCAAUCGAAUCCAUCUUCUCUGCUGGGAACGCUAAUGAUUCUCAAGGCUUGCUGUGUCAAUAACCCAGACUAUAUCGAUCGUUUGAUGGUACAAUUUAUAAGGGUUCUAAAUCGUUUGACCAAGGAACACAUUGCCAUGCAAAAUAACGCCCAGGCCAUGAAUCCCUCCGUGGAGGGCAAUCACUUGGAAUUGUUGAUACUGUCGUUUGACAUGAUUAAGAAUCGCAUUGUCAUCAUGAGUGUGGAGGUGAGAAAGCUGCUGAUUGGUAACAUUAUUGUGAGUCUGAUUGAGAAAAGCAUGGAUGCCAAGAUCAUAAAGUGUAUCAUAAAAAUGCUCGACGAUUGGGUGAGGGUGAAGGAUCAAAAUAUUGUGGUACAAAUACCCUCGAUUCGGGAGAAAUCGGUGUUGUUGGUCAAGCUGAUGCAGUGUGUGGAGAAAAAGUUUUCGGAUGAAAGUGAAUUGCACAUACAGUUCUUGGAAAUGAUCAAUUAUAUAUAUCGCGAUGAACAUUUGAAACAGACAGAGUUAAGUGCGAAGUUGGAGGCGGCAUUCUUGACGGGGCUGCGCAGUCAAAAUCCCACGAUACGGGCAAAAUUCUUUGAAAUCAUUGAUGCCUCGAUGCGCCGACGUUUGCACGAUCGUCUGCUGUACAUCAUUUGUUCGCAGGCAUGGGAUUCGAUUGGCACACAUUAUUGGAUAAAACAAUGUAUUGAGCUGUUGGUCUUGACCGCCAAUACCAUGACAGCAAUACAGAAUUCCAACGAUAUGCACAAGAUUCCCAGCAUCACAUCCAUCAUCAAUAUGGCCGAUAAUGAGGAGAAGAGUCAAUUUGUCAUCUAUACCUCGUCACAAUCCGAUUGCAUGGAUAUGCCACAGAGUGUCGAUGAUAAGGAUGAGGAAUUCGAUGUGGAUGUAAAUUUGGAAUAUAUCAAUUCACAAAAUGAUCAACCGGACACGGAACGUCUGCUGCCGGCUAGGAAAAUGAAAAUAUGUAAAUUGAUCAAUCGCCAAAUAGAGUUUUUGGAAAUCAAUCGGAAAAUACGUACCGAUCAAUUGCUGGUGGCCACCUCCCAGCUGUGUCACAUGGACACAAAUCUAGCCGAAUCGGUGUGGUUGGCAAUUUUCCCCCAGAUUUGGAACAUAUUCAAUGCCGAUCAGCAACAAACCAUUAUCAAAGAAGUCAUACCCUUCCUGGCCUCGGGCACAAAUAUCAUACAAAAGGAUUGUGCACCCAGUGCCAUUAACACAUUUGUUGAGGGGCUCACACACUGUAAUCCCAAGAUUUAUAUACCGCCCAAUGUCUGCACGUAUUUGGGCAAGGCCCACAAUCUAUGGCAUCGCAUGACUUUGGUGCUGGAAGAAAUGGCCUCCAAGGUUAAUCCCAGCAAUCAAACAUCCUUUAUGGACUAUUGUGAUCAGCAACAUGAAUACAAUGGCAAUCAAAGUUCGGUUCAUGAUUCGCUGUCGCUCAUGUAUUCGGCCAUGCAUGAGGAAGAUCUGUGGGCCGGUCUCUGGAUGAAAUAUGCCCAAUAUGCUGAAACAAAUCUGGCCAUUGCCUAUGAACAAAUGGGUUUCUUUGAGGAGGCCCAGGGGGCGUACGAUUUGGUGAUGUCAAAGUUCAAAGAAGAUCUCUCCAAUGGCCAGUGUAAUUCGCACAUGAAUAGUGAAAUUGCCCUGUGGGAAAAUCACUGGAUACGCUGUGCCAAGGAACUCAAUCAAUGGGAUAUACUGCUGGACUACGCCCAAACCAAUCGUGAGCAGCACGAAAUACUUAUCAUGGAAAGUGCCUGGCGUGUACCCGAUUGGAAUCUAAUGAAAAAGGCUCUAAUGAAAAUCGAACAGGCCUAUUCGAAGCAGUAUGGUUACAAAGUCCAUUUGUAUCGGGGCUUUUUGGCCAUUCUGCAUCCCGACGAUCGCCAGUUGUCCAAUGUUGAGAAAUAUGUUGAAAUUGCCUCGGGUCUGUGUAUACGGGAAUGGCGUAGGCUGCCGCACAUUGUGUCGCACAUUCAUUUGCAAUAUCUCCAGGCCGCUCAACAAAUAAUCGAGCUACACGAGGCAAGUCAAAUCCAUCAGGGAUUGCUGCAAUCGCGCAAUACCUCAUUGCAUGACAUGAAGGCCAUUGUAAAGACAUGGAGAAAUCGUCUACCGGUCAUAGCAGAUGAUUUGUCCCAUUGGUCGGACAUUUUUACAUGGCGUCAACAUCAUUAUCAGAUUAUUACCCAGCAUUUGGAACAGCAACCCGAUCAGGGUAAUACCAUGUUGGGGGUGCAUGCCUCGGCCCAGGCCAUUAUCUAUUUCGGUAAGAUAGCAAGGAAACACAAUUUGACGGGGGUGUGUCAGGAGACAUUGUCGAGGAUCUAUACGAUACCGUCGGUGCCGAUUGUGGAUUGUUUUCAGAAAAUACGCCAACAAGUCAAAUGCUACAUUCAGACAGCCUCCUUGGCGGGGCGCAAUGAUCUAAACGAAGCCUUGGAAGUUAUUGAAUCGACCAACUUGAAAUAUUUCACAGCUGAAAUGAAUGCCGAAUUUUAUGCCCUAAAAGGUUUACUUUUGGCCAAGAUUGGUCGCACCGAUGAGGCCGCCAAGGCUUUCAGUGCUGCGGUACAACUUCAUGACGGUCUCACCAAGGCCUGGGCCAUGUGGGGUGAUUUUAUGGAACAUCUAUUCCUUCGAGACAAACAAAUCUCGUUGGGUGUCAGUGCUUUGACAUGUUAUCUGCAUGCCUGUCGUCAUCCCAGCGAAAGUAAAACCCGAAAAUAUUUGGCCAAGGUGCUGUGGUUCUUGUCCUAUGACAAUGCCAGCAACACACUGAUGAGUACUUUGGAGAAAUAUGUUGUGGGUGUGCCGCCAUCGUACUGGUUGCCCUGGAUACCACAGCUUCUGUGUUGUCUGGUACAAUAUGAAAGCAAUGUUAUAUUGAAUCUGUUGAGCCAUGUGGGUCGUUUAUAUCCCCAAGCGGUUUAUUUCCCCAUACGUACUCUCUAUCUAACCCUGAAAAUAGAACAGCGUGAAAAACACAAGACUGCAGAACAGGCCUCUGGUAGGCCGCAUAAUCAUCCCAACUUGGAAAAUAACAUGAAUCAGGUAUUCACCAAUACCUCAGCAGCCACGGGAUCCAAUUCAGUUAAUCCCAUCAAAGCCACACCUCCCAUGUGGCGUUGCUCCAAGGUAAUGCACGUUCAACGGGAAAUACAUCCAACCAUUUUAAGCUCCCUGGAGGGUAUUGUCGAUCAAAUGGUUUGGUUUAGAGAAAGUUGGACGGAGGAGGUGUUAAGGCAACUGAGGCAGGGUCUCAUCAAAUGCUAUGCCAUUGCCUUUGAGACACGCAGCACAGUGAAUGAGGCCACCAUUACGCCGCACACGUUACACUUUGUCAAGAAAUUGGGUUCAACCUUUGGCAUUGGCAUAGAAAACAUUCCCGGUUCGGUGGCCUCUUCGGCCUCGAAUUCCGCCGCCUCUGAGUCCUUGGCUCGUCGUGCUCAAGUUACCUUCCAAGAUCCUGCCUUCCAAAUGAUGAAAGAACAAUUUACACGAGAUUUUGAUUUCUCCAAACCGGAUGCCAUGAAGCUGCACAAUUUGAUUACCAAACUGAAAUCCUGGAUCAAAGCAUUGGAGAACAAAGUGAAAAAGUUACCCACCUCAUUUCUUAUCGAAGACAAGUGUCGCUUUCUCUCGAAUUUCAGUCAAAAGACUGCCGAAGUUGAGUUGCCCGGUGAAUUCCUUAUACCCUCCUCCUCCCAUUAUCACAUACGAAUCUCCCGGUUUAUGCCACGCGUGGAGAUUGUCCAAAAGAAUAACACAGCAGCACGUCGUCUGCAUAUACGUGGUACAAAUGGUAAAAUCUAUCCAUAUCUGGUUGUCAUUGAUACCGGUUUGGGAGAUGCCCGCCGUGAGGAAAGAGUCCUACAGUUGUUGCGCAUGCUUAACUAUUAUUUGGAAAAACAAAAAGAGACAACACGACGUUUCCUUAACAUCACAGUGCCACGUGUUGUGCCCAUAUCGCCACAAAUGCGUUUGGCCGAAGACAAUCCGGCCAGCAUAUCGUUGUAUGAAAUCUACAAGAGCACCUGUGCCAAAAUGGAUGUGGAACAUGAUUUACCCAUUAUGAAGUAUUAUGAACGUCUCUCCGAAGUGCAAUCACAGGGUGGCCAAAUAACCCAUGCAAUUUUAAGGGACAUCUUCCAGGAGAUACAAACGAAAAUGGUACCCAAAACGCUGUUCAAACAAUGGGCCGUCAAGACCUUUGUCUCGGCCACAGAUUUUUGGCAAUUCCGUAAAAUGAUGACUUUGCAAAUGGCCUUGGCCUUUAUCUGUGAAUAUGCCCUGCAUUUGACCCGCCUAAAUACCGAUAUGAUUUAUAUCCAUCAAGAUUCGGGACUGAUUAAUGUGUCGUAUUUUAAAUUCGAUAUAAACGACGAGAAGGAGGAGUUGGAUCACAGCCGACCUGUGCCGUUCCGUUUGACGCCCAAUAUUGCAGAAUUCCUAACCAACAUUGGCAUCUCUGGGCCCCUGUCGGCAGCGAUUAUUGCAACAGCCCGGUGUUUUGUACAUCCGAACUAUAAGUUAUGUUCGAUUUUGCGAACCAUUUUACGCGAUGAAAUCAUUGCAUUUCAUAAGAAACGAAUGCGUGACAAUAAGCCCAUGGACACCAUGGAAGAUACGGCGGCUGAUGCCAAUGCCACGGAAAACAUGAUCCAUUUGGUCAAUAAGUCUGUCAAUGCAAUCUUGAGUCGCUUGAACACAAUAUCAUAUUUUGAUAAUAUUGAAUCGAAGAAAAUUUCAUUACUUUUACAACAGGCCACAAAUCAUGAUAAUUUGUGUCUCAUGGAUCCGGCAUGGCAUCCAUGGUUGUAAGUGGCUGUCAUUACAACAUAGAGAAGAGGAAAAAAAAAAGAAAGAGACAUCCAUAAAAAAUGUGUCGCUUUUUUGUAAUAAUUUUAAGACUUUUCAUUGCGUUGAAAUAAAAAAAAGAAGACUUGAAAAAGUAA
This is a messenger RNA of Musca domestica (house fly), 11720 nucleotides long. RefSeq names its product transcription-associated protein 1 (gene Nipped-A). Gene Ontology annotation, biological process: regulation of DNA-templated transcription; DNA repair. Gene Ontology annotation, molecular function: protein binding; transcription coregulator activity. Lineage: Eukaryota; Metazoa; Arthropoda; Insecta; Diptera; Muscidae. The record is from RefSeq and is a predicted model, not a curated record. Gene Ontology annotation, cellular component: SAGA complex; NuA4 histone acetyltransferase complex; nucleus. Bases 148 to 11586 code for a protein of 3812 amino acids. The transcript is spliced from 17 exons.